Camelina sativa (false flax) is the source of this 1674-nucleotide messenger RNA. RefSeq lists its product as uncharacterized. The record is from RefSeq and is a predicted model, not a curated record. Lineage: Eukaryota; Viridiplantae; Streptophyta; Magnoliopsida; Brassicales; Brassicaceae.
AAAGUACAUUUUAAUUUUACUCGAUUAGAUUUAAAAAUUUGCAAAAGUUGUUGUAUGCACGUUGAUAGGUCCAAAGUAUUCGAUUGGGACAACUUUAUCUAUCUGGUCGGCUUCAAGAGCUUUCGUUGUCGUCGAUCUGACUUGUCCGAUUCGGUGGCAAUUUAAUCGGAAAAAUUCACAUCCGCUUCCCACCGCCGCGUCAAUUCAAAACCAACCUCCACCGCCUCCUAAAUCAUAAAGCACAUUGUGAUCAAAAGAGCAAAAAAGAGACUUUUUGGGAAUUUUUGAAUUUAGAAAAAUGGUGGAGAGAACGACGAGUUUGGGGGUGGGAGGAAACAAUGGAGAAUUCUCAGGGGUAAGAGAAACGAUGUGGGCACAACAAGAGCUUCUUCAAAAGAUCAACCAAGAGCUUGACGCUGAACGUGAAGCUUCUUCAUCUGCAGCGAGCGAGGCUUUAUCUAUGAUUCUAAGGCUUCAAGGUGAGAAAGCUGCGUUGGAGAUGGAAGCUAGUCAGUACAAGAGAAUGGCUGAGGAGAAGAUGUGUCACGCUGAGACAUCUCUUGCCCUUUUCGAAGAUCUGAUUUAUCAAAAGGAAAUGGAGAUUGCGUCUCUUGGGUUUCAGGUUCAGGCUUAUAGGUGUAAACUACUUAGCCUUGGUUGUUCUGAUCCUGCUGUGAUUGAGAACAGGUUCCCUGAAAAUCUCAUCUUUUACGGCGAUGCCUCUCGUGGGAAUCAAAAGACUAAGAUGAAGAGAAAUCUAUCGAGUCCAUUUGAUGGGAUACCUAGUGAAAGAAGCAUGCUUUUGUCUGAUGUGAGUGGUGAAAGCUUUGAAGAGAAGAAAGGUAUUGUUGUUGAGAGUUCUUUAUCUCCACGUGAAGACUUGAAUGCUUAUUGGGAUCAGAUCAGGAGAAUAGAUGAGCAUGUUAAAGAGAUUUCAGAUUCAAGAGAGGUUCAGAAAGAAUCUAGAUUCCCUUUGCUUAGGCGUGAGUCUUUGUCACAUGCAUUGGUGUCACAGGUUAGCAAUACUAUUCUUGAGUCAGCUAAGAGUGAUGUCAGUAACAUUAUGGAGAUGAUGAAGAACCCUGAAAGAUACUCUGUGAAAGACACUUCUUUAGAGACACCGAUUCUGUCUCCCAAGAAUGUUCAAGACAUCUUUGAGGUUCCUAGGACGAUGAAGAAGAGCCUUACAAUCAUCUCGGAAGAAGAGGAUCACGAAGAAAGAAAUAAAGAAUCACAGGUUAGAGGUAAGAUGGUGAGUAGUAGUAAUUACGAAAGAAGAGUAGUGAGUAGGCCGCCAAGAGAUACGAGUAUCAAGGGAGAACAUUUGAGUUUGCUUAAGGAGAUUAGAGAACAGCUUAAUGCAAUGCAGUCAGAGAUGAGAAGUUUAAGAUCAGAACUGCAUCAAUCUAAACCUGUGUAUCAUGUAGAAGAGGAUCGAGCCCUUAACUCAAUUCAAGAGGCUAUGCUUCACUUCUGGCUUUAGAAGCUACCAUGCGGUAUACAUAACAUGCCAUAUGUAAAGUUGAGGAUUGAAGGGAUGUAAAAAAAAUCUUUCUUGAUUGAUUUCAGAGUAACACUCUGGUAUUUGUAUGUAACUCCAUUGGCAUUGUGGAAACAAAACUUUUAAAGUAUUUGAAACAAAAAUCAACAAGGGAUAAGGAUUUUGUAGUUUAA